This is a messenger RNA of Hydra vulgaris (swiftwater hydra), 908 nucleotides long. Its product is annotated as cytochrome c oxidase subunit 4 isoform 2, mitochondrial. The record is from RefSeq and is a predicted model, not a curated record. Gene Ontology annotation, biological process: mitochondrial electron transport, cytochrome c to oxygen. NCBI's taxonomy places the organism in Eukaryota, Metazoa, Cnidaria, Hydrozoa, Anthoathecata, Hydridae.
UGCGCAAACAUCGCUAUAAAAAUCGAAAGGUUUAGCUUAGGAGGUUUUGAGAGGUCGCCAUUUGUAAAUUUAAAAUUCAUGGCAUCUUUACUACGAGUGAGGUUUGGAACUUCUAAUGUUAUUGGCAGAAGAACUGCUAGUGCGGUUGCCCAUGCAAUUGCCCCAGAUACUAGAUACUGUCCUGCUAAUCCAGCUUCACUCGAAAGAACUGGUGUAGUUAGUGAAGCUCUUUUAGCCAAAGAAAAAGGUCCUUGGAAUAAGCUGAGUAAAGAAGAUAAAAUUGCAUUGUAUAGGGCCCAGUUUCCUAAAACAAUGAAAGAAGCUGAAAAUGUUAAGGGCGAUACUGGAAAAGUUGUUUUUGGAGUUUCGAUUGGGGUGGCAGUUGCACUCUGUUUUUAUAGCAUUUUAAAUAAGUUUGUUGCACCUGAACGUCCUCGAACUUUCACUAAAGAAUGGCAAGAAGCUUCGAUAGAAAAAAUGAAACUUUAUAAUAUGAAUCCAAUUUUUGGCGUUUCUAGUAAAAAAUAAUACAAGUUAUCAUUAAUUUGUUCAUUAAAAAAAUAAGUAGUUUGUUUAAAAAAAAUAUUCGUUUUCAUUAAUUGUAAUAAAAAAAGUUUAAUUAUUUCAAAACUACUGUUUUUUUUUUAUCUGGAUAGAAAAUUCAAUCUUCAUUUCUUAAAUAAGAAAUUUUAGUGUUGUAAUAUUAUCACAGGGUGUCGUCAGAUCAAGGAAUAGUUAUCGAAUUCAGAUAAUUAAAAAAAAAAACUAGAGAGCAAUACAAUCAUUAAAACAAGGUUGAAUUUUUAAAAACCAAGGAAUAUGUUACUAUCUAUGUUACUCAUUUGAUAGGUUUUUAUGUGUUAUCUUUUUAAUUAUAGUCAUGACAAUAAAGAACAAUAUGAAAAGCA